CUCUCCCCUUCCAAGCCGACGGCGACAGUUAUUCAGGCGACAAUUUCUCGCUUCUUCUCAAUUUCUCCACCUUGAAUCGCUUGAGGGUUUGGCGAUUCUGCUCAAUAUUUGAGUCAAAUGCGUGUUCCUCCUUUGAAGUCUAUUCUCAUGUGACAUUGUUAGCGGGGGUGUUCUUAGAUGCUACUGUGGUGAUGCUGUUUAAGGUCAAGCAAAAUUUACGAAUAUCAUCGAAGAGACCAAGAUUUUAGGUGGGAUCAAAAUGAAUGAGACAAUGAGACAAUUUCAAGAAAGCUUAGUUGAGCUAGAAACCGAAGCAGAGCGCCUACUUAUAGCCCGUAACGAGUUGGUCGAAAAUGAUAGAGUGAGGAAUGGGAACAGAGAAGCGUUGACUGCUUUGAGGAGGCGAGCGCGGACAACCAAGUCUAGUGUCCCAUCUCCGUUUGAGUCAAUUAUGAAGGAGAUGGGGGGUUCUGAAUCAAGGCCAUUAGUCAAGGAGAUUUGYACUUCAUGCGGGAACCAUGACUCUAAUGAGCGCACAUGGAUGAUGUUCCCAGGAACUGAUUUGUUUGCCAGGGUGCCAUUUCAUGCCGCUCAUUCAAUCUUGGAAACAGUGGCCAAAAGCAAUCUCUUAAGUUGGAUGGGGAGGGUGUGUAAKAUCAGUCAAAACUUGAUUUUGAGGCCAAGAAAUUACAGAGUUAUGUGAAGGAUCAGUCGCUUCUGAUUUCAGAAAAAGGUGCCCUUGCUGACAAGAUCAGUCCGGGGGUGCUUAAGUCAUUAGUAACGCUGACAGACAAGCCAAAUUGAUUUUGCCCRACUAUUAUGCCAUUCCCAUACGAGUGAGGAAUGGGAAUUGAAGUCCAUCCAGGAUCCUUCUUGCUGAUGCUUGUGAAAUUCAACUUUGUUGUGACUUGGAUGGAGGACUGAUUCUCGUGGAAGUGUAGAAAACAAUCCAAGUACAUUCUAUUUCACUUUACUGUAUUGUUUAUUCAUGUAAUUGUGCUUGCUGAGAUCAGAAUAGAUAAUAUCUCUGAGUCUUUGCUUUGAUGAUAGUUUUGAAUUUGACAUCCCACCAGGUCUAUAUUUAGGUGCCUGCAGUAGUAGCAUGUGAAACUUUAAAUGUCAGAACUGAUGGGAUUCUGGACUCGUCUGAUUGUCUUAUAUCGACUGCAAUCUGCUUUCUACUUCA
Messenger RNA from Momordica charantia (bitter melon), 1186 nucleotides. Lineage: Eukaryota; Viridiplantae; Streptophyta; Magnoliopsida; Cucurbitales; Cucurbitaceae. The record is from RefSeq and is a predicted model, not a curated record.